GCGGCGGGAGGAGGAGGAGAAGCGAAGCGGAGAGAGCCUGAGGUGGCAUAGGUGGAAGCGGCCAGUGGCCCGUCCGGCUGCCGCCUUCCUCGUCGUCCCUUCCGCCCCCAAGUCGGCGCCCAGUGGAGGAGGAGGGGGGAGGGAGUCAGCGUGAGCCCUGCCCAGUGGGGCCUUCGCCCGGUCUCUCAGCUUUCUGCGCCCGGCACUACCCGACUCCCUCCACAGCUCGUUCCCUCCGUUCCUGCCCAGCGCCAUGGCGGCGGCGGCGGCGGCGGCGGCAGCUGAUGCCAACAACAGCAGCAGUGGCGGCGGCGGCCGAUACCAGCAGUUGCAGAAUGAAGAAGAACCUACUGAUAAUCUGCAAACUACUAACGAUUUCCCACCACCUUACAGCAGCAUUUCUGGAGAAAAUUCAGUGUAUUUUGACUACAAAGAUGAGGCUGGUUUUCCUAAACCUCCUUCUUAUAAUGUAGCCACAACACUGCCUACUUAUGAUGAAGCUGAGCGAACUAAGGCAGAAGCUACCAUUCCUUUAGUUCCAGGAAGGGAGGAGGACUUUGUGGCAAGGGAUGACUUUGAUGAUUCUGACCAGCUGAGGAUAGGAAAUGAUGGCAUUUUCAUGUUGACUUUCUUCAUGGCAUUCCUUUUCAACUGGAUUGGAUUCUUCCUUUCUUUCUGCUUGACUACGUCAGCAGCAGGAAGAUACGGGGCCAUUUCUGGAUUUGGUCUCUCUCUCAUUAAGUGGAUCUUGAUUGUCAGGGUGAGUGGCAAAGUGGAAAACAACUUUAGCAGACUGCACAACCAAUUUGGCUUUCUCCUGUUUCUCAGAGGAUUUAUCAAUUAUGCAAAAGUUCGGAAGAUGCCUGAUUCAUUUUCCACUCUUCCCAGGACUAGAGUUCUCUUUAUUUACUAAAGACAGAUGUUUUCUGGCAACAUCUUCCUGCAUUAAUGAAUCCUCUCUCAAAUAGUAAGUGGACAGCUGCAGGAACCAAAUCAAGAUUCUGAACACAGAAGAAUAAUCACCUGCUUUAAAAGAAAUAAAGUACUGUUGAAAAAGAGAAGCAUUUCUUUCUAUUUGUUUCUAGAUGUAAAAUUUUAAUAGUUUAAUGCAGAACUCCUGUAAUCAUUGAUUGAAUCAUUAGUGGCUAAUGUUUGAAAUGGCUCUUGCAAUCAAGUCUGUGAUGUUACUAAUAAAGCCUUAUAUAGUAUUUGUAGUCAUUUAAAUAGCAUGAGCUAUUGCCCUGUAGUCCAGAAGGGGUCAGUCUUGCUUUUUGUUCUCCUUAAAAUGAACUUUGAAUAUGUUCUGGUAAGAUAUGUAAUAAUGCUGGCCAUUGUGAAGGGAUGUUUUCAGAACUUUAGAAAAUUGUUUUGACUGUAUUUCUGCACAUAGUGUGUAUCUGUUGUUAAAAUAAAUU
This is a messenger RNA of Gekko japonicus, 1415 nucleotides long. It is a transcript of the gene NDFIP1, whose product is annotated as Nedd4 family interacting protein 1. Gene Ontology annotation, cellular component: perinuclear region of cytoplasm; endoplasmic reticulum; Golgi apparatus. The transcript has 8 exons. Gene Ontology annotation, biological process: positive regulation of protein ubiquitination; ubiquitin-dependent protein catabolic process; vacuolar transport. The record is from RefSeq and is a predicted model, not a curated record. NCBI's taxonomy places the organism in Eukaryota, Metazoa, Chordata, Lepidosauria, Squamata, Gekkonidae. The coding region runs from base 254 to 913 and encodes 219 amino acids. Gene Ontology annotation, molecular function: WW domain binding.